AUGAUUGAUGCCCUACAUGGAGCAAGCUGGAUUCGGGUCAGCAGCAUUGAUCCAGACGUUCGACUUGUGGUACAAUUUAAUAUCUGCACUAGUGGAGCGGUGGCGCCCGAAGACCUACACUGUUCAUUUCCGUGUGGGGAGUACACAGUGACUUUAGAGGAUGUUGCACUGCAGCUUGGGCUCCCAAUCGACGGGAGUCCCGUAACGGGAGUAAGUGUAUUUGUUGAGCCAGCUGCACUAUGUUAUCAGCUACUAGGAGACUCGCCAAACGAUGAUGAGUCAAAUUUUACGAGCUUGAAAUUUACAUGGCUGAAAGGCAAAUUUGGACAGUUAUCAGCUAAUGCCACUGAAGGAAAGUUGAUAUGCGCUACUCGAGCGUACAUCAUGCAUAUUAUAGGGGGAGUAUUGAUGCACAAUUCAAACAACAACAAGGUUCAUAUCAUGUACUUACCUCUAUUAGCUGAUUUGACCAAUGUUCGCUCGCAUAGCUGGGGCUCCGCAGUUUUGGCAGUGUUGUAUCGGGAGCUUUGUCGGACGACAAAGCCUACUGUUGUUGACAUGGGCAGAUGCCUUACACUGUUGCAAUCCUGGGCACUUUAUCGAAUGUCAUUUUUGGCAUCGUUUACUCACCAACCAUAUGUUUAUCCACUAGUUAACAGAUGGAGUAUUUAUCCGGUAUUGAGAGGUCGUACACUGUCCCGAUAUACCGACUGA
Molecule: messenger RNA, 714 nt
Organism: Gossypium raimondii (Peruvian cotton)
Lineage: Eukaryota; Viridiplantae; Streptophyta; Magnoliopsida; Malvales; Malvaceae
Product: protein MAIN-LIKE 2-like
Exons: 2
Coding region: 1-714 (237 amino acids)
Biological process (GO): meristem maintenance; meristem development
Source: RefSeq, a predicted model, not a curated record